Molecule: messenger RNA, 1108 nt
Organism: Serpula lacrymans var. lacrymans S7.9
Lineage: Eukaryota; Fungi; Basidiomycota; Agaricomycetes; Boletales; Serpulaceae
Exons: 10
Coding region: 176-949 (257 amino acids)
Biological process (GO): protein transport
Cellular component (GO): recycling endosome membrane; trans-Golgi network membrane
Source: RefSeq, a predicted model, not a curated record
ACUGCGGUGCAGCUGCGUACAACGCAGAAAAACGUGCCAGUACCGCCGGGGCAACGACCCCGAAGGCUAGUUCGGCAACACCCGACUGUCUCGAACGAUUGCCCUACUCGGUAGUUACUACUCUUCACCACCGCAAAUACGAUCCAGUAACGACCUUUCAGUUCAUAACGCCACCAUGAGUGACAUAACCCAGAAUCCUUUUGCUUCCACACAUUCUCUCGACACGAAUCCUUUCGAUGACCCCAUUCCGCAGCAAACGGUGAAUUCUGCACACCUCGAAGAACUGAGCAGACGAGAACGCGACUUGGAAAGACGAGAGCAGGAACUGAAUCAAAGAGCCGAACACGUCAGAGUUCACGGCCGAAACAACUGGCCACCAUUUUAUCCCCUCAUAUUCCAUUCAAUCCAGGAAGAAAUUCCAGAAGCGUCAAAACCAUUGAUAACUCGUCUCUAUCAAUUAUGGCUGGUCCUCAUGGGAACGCUCGUCAUCAACAUGGUAGCUUGUAUCUUCCUUCUCACUUCCGGUUCAAGUGAUGGAGGUAAGGACUUGGGGGCGAGCAUAGGGUACAUGUUCGUAAUCGCUCCACUGUCUUUCUUGUUGUGGUAUAGACCAAUAUACAAUGGAUAUAUGAAGGAGCAAGCCUUAUAUUAUUACCUCUAUUUCUUCUUCGGUGGCUGGCAUCUUUUAUUCAGUAUUUAUAUGAUUAUUGGCAUCCCCAGCACUGGCUCUGCAGGGUUGAUACAAACAAUCCAGAUGUUCUCAGGAGGGCAUAUUGCUGCAGGCGUUCUCGGCUUGAUCGCUACAAUCGGUUGGGUAUUACAAGGAGCAGGCAGCGGUUUUUACUAUCGUCAGAUUUGGUCUCACCACAAUGCUGCCGGGCAUACCAUGGAACAGGCAAAGACUGAGCUGGCUUCUCAUGGCGCCAAAGCGUAUUUCACGCGAGGCUGAAAAUGAUGUUUGUUCGUACUACAGGAACAAUUUCGUGUGCUUAAUGUACAGUGUUAGUGAUGCUGUAACCAAUAAUGACCACGUAUAACAUGUAAUACGCUGCGUCGCGAUGAACAAUAGAAAACUGUUAGUGGCACUCCUGUGACACCCGACAUUAUG